This is a messenger RNA of Daldinia vernicosa, 2084 nucleotides long. Its product is annotated as POT family-domain-containing protein. The transcript has 4 exons. Gene Ontology annotation, biological process: transmembrane transport. Gene Ontology annotation, molecular function: dipeptide transmembrane transporter activity. The record is from RefSeq and is a predicted model, not a curated record. The coding region runs from base 109 to 1968 and encodes 619 amino acids. Lineage: Eukaryota; Fungi; Ascomycota; Sordariomycetes; Xylariales; Hypoxylaceae. Gene Ontology annotation, cellular component: membrane.
GUCUCUGCCAGUCCUCUCUCCAUUGCCUUAUCUCGGGUGCGAACCCCGAGCAGUAUAUUCGUUGUCUUGCUUUGAAGUGUCUGCUCAACUACAAAGCAGAUUCCCACAAUGGAUACUGGUACUACCCUUCCCACCGUCGUCGCCCCCGUCAGCGCGGUGCGGGCGUCUGUCGACGAGAAAGUACUCGAUGAGAAGCCGCAGGUUAAUACCAACACCUCAGAGAAGGCCGCUACUGAAGAUGGCCAUGCGGUACUUCAGGGUCUCGUCAUCCCAACCGAGGAGGAGAAAUCUACGUUAAGGCGUGUCGCUGGCAAGAUGCCGGCAACUUGUUAUUAUCUCUGCGCGGUCGAGUUCGCCGAACGGGCUUCUUAUUAUGGAUGCAACCAGGUCUACAAGAACUUCAUUAGGGCCCCCUUACCUCCUGAUGGCAAUGGCAGUGGUGCUACAGCUCCCGGAUCUGAAUAUACUGCCGGUGCUCUUGGUAAGGGUCCGGUAGUAGCCACCGCCAUGACUGAAGCAUUCAAAUUCUUAGCAUAUGCGCUGCCAAUUUACUUCGGUUGGCUCGCGGACACCAAGUACGGCCGCUUCAAGAUGAUUUGCUGGGGUGUUGCGAUAUGUGGUGUGGCUCAUAUUAUCAUGAUCAUUUCAGCACUUCCACCUGUGCUUCUCUCAGGCAACGCUAUCGGUCCUUUUGCUCUAUCUUUAUAUAUGCUCUCAAUUGGUGCUGCUCAGUUCAAGCCUAAUAUUUCCCCUACCGUGAUCGACCAGAGCCCUCAUAAAAUUGCCCAUGUCAUCACUGAAAAGAACGGCGAGAAGGUUAUCGUGGACCCCGAGGAAUCUGUCAACAGUGUGAUGCUGUGGUUCUACCUGCUCAUUAAUGUCGGCUCUUGUUUCGGUAUUGCGACGACCUACUUGGCUAAGAUUGUUGGAUACUGGUCGGCAUACUUGAUUCCUACGAUUUUGUACCUGAUGCUUCCACCAUUGCUAUGGUACUUGAACCCGCGUUUGAUAAAACAACCUCCAGGAGGUUCAGACUUGGGGAAUGUGUUUAGAGUCCUCGGUGAUAUCUUUACUCAUGGUGGUUUGAAGCGUAUCGGCCGUACAGGAUUUUGGGAAGCCGGCAAGCCAAGUGUGCGCAAAGCCGCAGGCAGCACGAAAGUAUACACAUACGACGACCAAUUCGUUAACGAUGUACGAAGGACCUUCCAAGCUUGUGGCAUCUUCCUCUUUUCGCCUAUAUGGCAAAUCAACGACGGUGGUCUUGGUGCCGCUGCUAACGCCCUCACUGCUGGAAUGGAUACCAAUGGUCUCCCUAACGAUCUCUUGGACAACCUAAACCCAGUCUCUAUUGUCCUAGCGGUACCUUUGAUGAACCACGUCGUCUACCCGUUUCUGCGCAAACGCGGUAUCAAAUGGGGCCCCAUUUCUCGAAUGACCUUCGGGUUCGCGCUUGGCACAGUCGGCUCGAUUGCCUAUUCUAUUCUUCAGUACUAUGUGUAUCAAACUUCACCCUGCGGCUGGAAUGCUACGACAUGUGCUGAGAUCGUCCCUGUUGGGGAGGUUUCAGUUUCUACUGUUUCCUACGCUUGGUACGCGGUUCCUGUUAUAAUCAGUGCUGUUUCGGAAAUCUUCGUCAACGUCACUGCCUACGGUAUCGCCUAUUCGCGAGCUCCUAAGAACAUGAAGGGUCUUGUCUCUUCACUCAAUCUUUUCAUGACGGCCAUCUCUGCAGCCAUCGGCCUUGCGACCGCACCGGCCAUCAGCGACCCCUAUCUCAUCUGGGCGUUUGCUGGACCGACCAUUGCCGGUGCUGUACUUACCGUUGUCUUCUGGUUUACGUUCAGGCAUAUCGAUAAAGAGGAGUUUGUCCUCAAUUCUGACCUUGGGGAUUUAAAGAAGGACUCGGAACGCGAAAGCGACGAAGAGAAAGCUCCCCAGCCGAAGUCAAUCGACGAGAAGAAAUCAUAGGGCUUAGAUCAUGCUCCUAGGAAUAGAUCUGAAUCAUGCAAACUCUUUUAUUCGGAUAUGUAGCUCGAGAUAUCUAGAUAGGGAAGCGUAGCAUAGUAAAAUAAUAAGGUACCUAA